Cuscuta campestris is the source of this 1476-nucleotide messenger RNA. NCBI's taxonomy places the organism in Eukaryota, Viridiplantae, Streptophyta, Magnoliopsida, Solanales, Convolvulaceae. The record is from the annotation of a GenBank genome assembly.
GGCAGCGAUGGUAGAGUUUUAGUUGAGACUGCCAAGNGUGAACUCUUAAAUGCGGGAGGAGACCAGAGACUAGUUCUUGAUGAGUUGGGGCAGUCUGAGGCAUCUCGUGACUUUGGGUAUUGUCGGCGCAUUUGCCUGGAAGAGGUGGCUCGGGCUCUUCAAUUCGCGGGAUGCGUAGUGGGAGAGCUUUGGGACCGGAUGAGAUUCCGGUGAAGUUUUGGAAGCAUGUGGGUCGUGGUGGGUGGGUUUAGCUAACCAAACUAUUCAAUGUUAUCUUUCGGACAGCUAGGAUGCCUGAUGAGUGGAGGGAGAGUCUCUUGGCCCCCCUGUUUAAAGGCAAUGGUGACAUUCAGAGCUGCGAGAAUUACAGAGGCAUCAAACUGAUUAGCCACACCAUGAAGGUUUGGGAGCGAGUCAUUGAGCAUAGGGUGCGGAAAGGGGUAUGGAUUUCUGAGAACCAGUUUGGUUUCAUGCCUAUCAGAUUGACUACAGAGGUUAUUCACCUCGUGCGGAGGUUAAUGGAAGAGUAUAAGGCUAGGAAGAAGGACCUUCAUAUGGUGUUUAUUGAUCUUGAGAAGGCAUACGAUAGGGUGCCAAGGGAGGUUUUAUGGAGGUGCCUUGAGUCGAGAGGAGUUCCCAUCGCGUACACUCGCGCGAUCAAGGAUAUGUACGAUGGAGGUAGGACUAGGGUAAGGACCACCAGGGGCGACUCUGAGUCAUUCUCAGUAGGGAUGGGAUUACACCAGGGGUCUGCCCUUAGCCCUUUUUUGUUCGCCUUGGUGAUGGACGUCUUGACACAAGGUGUUCGAGAAGGGGUCCCAUGCGAUCGGGAAACGGAAUCAGAAGUGGAAGUUAGGAUUGACUCUCACCUAGUGCCUAAGGUAGACAAGUUUCGAUAUCUUGGCUCGGUAAUUCAAGCUGAUGGGGAGUUAGACGGGGAUGUUGGACAUCAUGUUGGAGUGGCUUGGGCCAAAUGGUGGUUGGCUUCAGGGGUGUUGUGUGAUCCAAAGAUUUCGCCCAGGAUAAAAGGCAUGGAGCCGGUGGAAGAUAAGCUGCGGGAAGCGAGGUUGAGAUGGUUUGGUCAUGUGAGACGGUGGAAUGCUGAUGCCCCUGUACGGAGAUGCGAGAGGAUUACGGUUGUCGGGAGAAGUAGGGGAAGAGGUAGACCUAGGAAGUAUUGGAAGGAGUUGGAGCCAGAUAUCCCUUGGAAACAGCCUCCCUACUACCGAGUAGGGGCAAUGUCUGCGUACACACACCCUCCCCAGAUCCUAAUGUAGUGGGAUUCAACUGGGUUGUUGUUGUACUUAAUAUUUUAAAUAUCUUAAUAGUACUUAAUUUAAUUAUUAAUUAUGUAAUAUUAAUCUAAAGAUACAUAAAUACCCCUCACCCGUAACUAUAGCUUGCAUUUUAGAACUGACCUUUUGUUCUCCCGCCCAUACCGCCAUAAUUAUUCUCCAAUAUAAGCGUUUAGGGACU